AGGCACCAUGGUUCCUUCAUCCAAACAAGUCAUCUCAAGCUACCUCCCUUGACAAGUUCACCGAGAAACAUUUGACGAGUCAUGGCCGAGGAGAAGCACCACCAUCACCUGUUCCACCACCGCAAGGAGGAGGAGAGCUCCGGCGAGGUCGACUACGAAAAGAAGGAGAAGCACCACAAGCACUUGGAGCAGCUCGGCGAGCUCGGCACCAUUGCCGCCGGCGCAUAUGCUCUGCAUGAGAAGCACAAGGCCAAGAAGGACCCGGAGAACGAGCACGGCCACCGGAUCAAGGAGGAGGUGGCCGCCGUCGCCGCCGUGGGCUCCGCUGGGUUCGCCUUCCACGAGCACCACGAGAAGAAGGACGCCAAGAAGCAUGGCCACAACUGAUCGACUGCGUGAGUUGAACCAGCACAUCAUCGCGGCUGCUUGAUUUGUUCUCAACUCGUAUGUGCAACAGGUCUUUGAUUUGGGCUACCGAUAUUUGUACGUCGUAGGAACUCUGGAUCCUCGGCGAUCUUGUAUCAGUUACAAAUCAAGCCUUGAAUAAGGGUGCAUAUAUCUUUUUUUCUUAAUUUCCCUUUCUCUUUGUAUCGAGAGUUGUUUUGAUCUAUACUCGAAUAAUGUGAAUUUACAUGUGUUUAUAAACUGAUUUCA
Messenger RNA from Sorghum bicolor (sorghum), 654 nucleotides. Its product is annotated as abscisic stress-ripening protein 3. The transcript has 2 exons. Bases 82 to 387 code for a protein of 101 amino acids. Lineage: Eukaryota; Viridiplantae; Streptophyta; Magnoliopsida; Poales; Poaceae. The record is from RefSeq and is a predicted model, not a curated record.